AUGGAGUUUGGAGGACCUAAUCGCCGCUAUGGCCAACACACCAGGAGACGCGGUUCCAGCUCUGACGAAGAGCCGCAGGAUGAGGAGAAGUACGUGCCACCGGCUUCCGGCAGCGAGGACGAGAAUGAUUUUGAGGUGCUUGUACAGCCUCCUCAAGCACAGAAACGUGCCGGCCCCGAUGGCGAUGACCUAGACGAUGGCUAUGGCUCAACCAAGCGCUCCAGGCCCGAGGAUGUCUAUGAAGCGACGUACAACUCUGCGGCAGUGCGCAACGACGAUUACGGAGCCAACAUCCAGUUCGCGUCCUACGGCGAUGAUUUCGGACAGUCAGCGUACCGCGACUCUGCGUCAGCAUCUUCUCGUGACGAUGGAUACGCAUCGAUGACGAGAAGCGAAACUCUAGACGAUGAAGCCGAGAGAAAGCCGAACAACGAUUCGGUCGGAUCUUCGAAGCUCAGCUUCGCCGAGAGAAUGAUGCAGAAAAUGGGUUACAAAGGAGAGGGCGGUCUUGGAAAAUCGGGGCAAGGUAUCGCCGAACCGGUUGCUCUAUCAACGCAGCGAGGCCGCACUGGUCUGGGCCACGAUUCUGCAAAUGCGUUCAAAUUCGACCCGCUGCUAGAAUGGGAUGAUUCGAGCGAAGUGAAGAAUGUCAAGGAGGAGAUUGAUUGGCUGGGUCUUUUUGAUCCAAGCGACCCGCUCUCCGGCGAGCAGCGCCAUAUCGAGGUCGGACGCGUCAUCAACACGGAAAAGUUCAAGGAAAAGAAGGAAAAAUUGACGAUUGAUGACGAGGACUUUGUCGUGGAUAAGAAGCUGCUCGCCGAUCUUCUUGCUGCCAAGACGGUUUUCGAUCAUCUUGAUGAGCGGAGUCUUAACCAAGCCCGCCUUCGAGCAAACCCUUAUGAAACGAUCGCGUCCGGUAUUUUCCAGAACCGAGCAGCCAUGAAAGCCGCCAACCUAGAUGCAGUCUUCGAUUUCCUCUUCACUGGCGAGGACCCGGCGCAAGUGGAGAAAAAAUGCCCUUUGCGACUGGACAAGGUGGGAGAGAACACCACCCGUGAUGCCCCACUAUUCUAUUUUGCCGACGUUUGUGCCGGCCCUGGCGGCUUCUCGGAAUACACGCUGUGGCGCAAGAACUUCUACAAUGCCAAGGGAUUCGGGUUUACGCUCAAAAAUGAAUGUGACUUCAACUUGCGCAAAUUCAUGGCCUCAUCGCCACUGCUUUUUGAGCCUCACUACGGUGAAACAAACACCGGUGACGCGACGAAGCCUCAGAAUAUCGAGAGCUUCGAAAAGUUCGUGAUGAAGGGCACUGACGGGCUGGGCGUGCAUCUGAUGAUGGCCGACGGCGGGUUCAGCGUCAAGGGGAAGGAAAAUAUACAAGAGAUCUGCUCCAAGCGCAUCUACCUAUGCCAACUUCUGAUCUCGCUGUGUGUGCUGCGCGAGGGCGGCAACUUUUAUUGCAAGCUGUUCGACAUCUUCACGCGCUUCUCCUACGAACUCUGCUUCCUCAUGACGCUCUGCUACGAGGACGUCUGCAUCCACAAGCCGCACACCAGCCGACCGGCCAAUUCGGAAAGGUACAUCGUAUGCAAAGGCCUGAAACGCGAAUACUCUGACCCAAUCCGUGACUACCUGAAAAAGGCGAACAUCCGGAUGGAGGAGCUGUGGAAAGUGGAGAAGGAGGGCAAAAAAGACGUGAUGGAACUGCUGCCCGGCCACUUUGUCGACGGCAAGCUGACGGCGGCUGAAAAGCAAUUUCUCGAAUACCUCACCGACAACAAUAAUAUGUUUGCAAAACGUCAAACACACUACCUGCACAAGUACGAGAAGUAUGCCCGGAAUCCGAAUCUGAUUGACCGCGACCAGGCCGAUCUGCGCGAGCAGUGCAUGGCCUAUUGGAAGGUCCCCUACGACAUUCAGGACAAGAAGGGCCUCAGCGCUUCCCGUCUUCAGGAACUCAACAGCGAGCAGGCGCUGACGAUUUUGGAAAGAUAUGGCAAAUAUAGCAAGAUGCUCUCCAGCGAGGAUGUUUUUCCGAAAUAUCACCCGUUCCCUGAAUUCAUCCGGGAUUUGCGUCCAGAAAAAACCGAUAAGUCACGCUAUCGUGAUGAGGAGUAUCGAUGUGUGUGGGCAACUGCGAAUGAGGGCGGCCAGCAGCGACCUCCCCAUUUUCUGAUAGCUGGAAGGGCGGGUGUCUAUUUGUACCGGCCGAAAUCUAAUAACCCUCAAGGCUACGACAAGGAAGAAUACUUUGGGAAAUAUCGAAUUCCGGGCCCAUCCGUGCUCUCCAUCGAACUGACCGCAUCGGCUGAAGAGGCGUCCCACGACAAAUUCCACGCGCCGAAGAAGCUCGUCAUCCGCAUUUUGGAUGCUGCUGUCUUGAUCGGUGACUAUAUCGGCGCACUGCCCUACGAGAAGCGCCUCGAGUGCAUCAAGAAGUUUUGCAAGGCGGCAUCUUUGGUCUCGGGUUCUGUCAGCGUGCAAACGCCAAAACAACAGCAAAACUUCAACCGGAACCGGUCAUUCGUCAAACUGGAGCCGAUUGUGUUUCAGCCGAUGGAGUUGGUUGUCGCCGGAUGUUUCAAGCUCAGCGAGAUUCCACUGCAUCGCCCGGUCCUGACAAAACACCAGAACGAACCUGUGGCUUUCAUUCGCGAAGGUCAAAACGCUUUCCGCGUCAGUGGCUUGCAUGUGCUGAAAUAUUUGAAUGACCAAUGGAGCGUUUUCUGGAGCAACACGGCCAAGCAGUGCUACGCGUAUUCAGUAGUAAAGCAACCUGGUGGUGGCCACAAGGCGGCAUCGGUGUUCCCCGACAAAUACGCGGAGAACCAAGUGACGACCAACUUCUACGACACAGCUUUCACCAAGAAUCGCCCUCACAUGCACCAGUUCUGGAGUUGGCAGAAUAGCCGCAGUUCCGCAGAGGCCUACGCCGCCCUCCACCCGACCCGCAGAAUGGACACGCAGUACACGAUAGAGCCCGUCCCCGGCUACGAAUUCCUGCAGCGUACGGCGCCCGAUCUCCCCUCUCACGCGAGCCGCUAUAACGGGAAGCCCCUCACAUUGAAUGAAAGGUUCGGAAUCUACGCGCGCGGCUACCUCAUCCAUGCGAUCGAGACCGAAUCCGAUGAACGACACGAGCGACUCGUCAAGACCAAAACAAUCACCAAGACCAAG
This is a messenger RNA of Mesorhabditis spiculigera, 3177 nucleotides long. Lineage: Eukaryota; Metazoa; Nematoda; Chromadorea; Rhabditida; Rhabditidae. The record is from the annotation of a GenBank genome assembly.